UCUACUCAACACAUUUCUCUCCUCCCCCUCCCCUCACCCCCGUCUCCUCUCAACUCUUGUUCUUUUUCUACUUGCUCCCUUGAGACUAAUGGCUUUCCUUAGUAGAUGAUACGAUUAUUUUCCUGUUUUUGCAUUUUCCUUUGGCUCAUGGUUGCAGGAGUCGAUUGUUGAUGGUGGCAAGCACCAUCGGUCAAACCGUCGUGCUUCUCAUCAGUAAAUGAUCUAACCACUAGAAGAAUUAUGUCGGAAUUUGACAGUAUGACAUAUGAUCUUCAUCAUCCAAGGGGUUUCAAUGUUGUUUCUGAGUUUUUUUGUUUUACAUGGAGGAUAAGGAAAAGAACCUGUGUAAGUAUAGUCACAAUAUCUUUUUAGAAAAUUAUUAAGUUCUCUAUAAGGACCUGUGUAGUGGAUUCCCUUUCCUAUAUAUUCUAUUUUUUUAUAUAAAAACAUUAUCAGUACUAUCAAAUUAUAAUGUUUCAUGAUAUUUUUAUAUGAAAACACUUAGCAUAGUUUGGUAGAAUGGGAAAAUAUUGUUUUUUAUAAUGAGCACAAAUCAUAUUUUAAUACUUAAAUUAAGAAAGUAUUUGUAAGGAUAUUUUUUGAAACUUGCAUGUUAAAAAAUCUCAUAUCUAUUAUUCUCUUGUAUAAGUGAAAUUGUUUUUGCUAUUACAAGAAACACACAUGCCUACACACCACCACGCAUGCACACCAUCACACACAUGCGAAGCCCCCCCCCCUCCACCUCCCUCCCAAAGGCCCUAACACACGCUUAAAGAGACGGACACAAAAGAAAAAUCCCUGACCUCACUAUUUGAUUCAAUAAAAAAAAUAAUGUUUAGCAAAACAUUUCACCAAUUCGCAAGAAAACAGAAAAAAAUACUUAAAAUAUGACAUAAAAAUAUAAAUAAACACAUCUCCUCUCUGUGUUUUGGAGUAAUUGACUCUAUUGAUUACUGCCUUAUUGCCAUCUCACUUCGAUAAAUGAAAGUUGUAUGAUUAUAAUUUUUGACGCUGCACGCUUCGAUGACAUAACAUAUUUUCAGCUGUUUAUGAUAUUUUGCUAAAUAAAGUGGUUUGAAAUUAAAUAUUUUCAGUGUCAAUUAUUUAAGAAGGCAGGUACUAUCAUUUUAGAGCAUGCAUGCCAUCAUCGAAGCUCAAAGUUCUAGCAACAAUUAAUAGUUGCACUCUUAAUAAUCAUAUCCAUGGAGUAUCAUAAUGCAUAAUAUGCUGCAGAGACAAAUCCAAGCUCAUAUUCUGCAGAAACAAACAAAAAAGAUUUGGUGCAAAUGAUCUGGGGACAUAGCAGGAAAAGUGAUUUAACGAAUCCUACUUCUCGCAGGGGCAAUCUUGUACUCACAAAAAAUUAAAUCCUAUGUCAACAAUUAAUGUUAAACUCACCUUUAUUCCUAGUUUUAAGCUAUAUAAACAAGACUAGCCACUUUGUUAUCAUUGCCCUCUCUCAGCUCCCAAAAAUCUCACUCAUGUUUGAUUGCUUUAGUUAUUCUCCAUCAAGAGGUUGAAGGCUAAACUACUCUUAGUUCAAUGUUUAACUAAACAUAUCCAUACCCAUCACUUUGAUGGCUUCCAAGAUAUUGUAAUUAAAAACACAUCCCUCACAGCUUCCAUAGACGCUACUAAAGUUUGUGGUGCAUAUCAAAGAAACUAUUGUUGACAAGAGCAUGGCAUCAACAGGCAUUGCAGUGAGCCCAAGCAACAACGAUGCUUUGGACCUAGCUGUUGCACAAUUAGAUGGUGAUCAAUCUUCAUAUCAUCAUACACCAGAGGUCUUCUUACUCUACCUUGCAGUUCCCGGUGUUCCUCUAGCCAAAAUGCAAGUACUUGAGUCUGAUUCGGUUGCCGCAGUGAAGCUUCGGAUCCAAAACAGCAAAGGAUUUGUGGCGAGAAACCAAAGGUUGGUUUUCGAAGGCAGAGAGCUCUCUCGCAAUGAUAGCCAUAUCCGUGACUAUGGGGUGAGGUAUGGAAGUGUGCUUCAUCUCGUGAUCCGACUAUCAGAUCCACGACGAACCGCUGUGAGGACUGUUUAUGGAAGGAAGUUUAAAUUCCAAGUGGACCAACGUCGAAAUGCUAGAUAUAUGAAGCAAGAGAUUUCAAGAAAUGUUGAAAGUCCCAAUGGUAUUGGAGAGAGCAUGACUUUGGUCAAUGGUGAAAAGCUUGAUGAAAGCACAUUAAUCUCCACCAUUUGUGAGACCAACACUUCUGAUACCGAUUUUCUUGCAAACAAGUCAGAAAAUUUUAAUGGAAAUGAAAUAGAAGAAUCUUUUGAGCAAUUAUCCAUUUCUUCUGACAUUGGAAACAAUUUACAAUUUGAUGAUGCCAAGGAGAAAUAUCCCCUGAUUGAACCAGUUCUUGUCAACCCAAGUGUUACCCUUACUCCAAAAAUUACGGGUAUGAUCGAAGCUACACUUGCUGGGCUAGAAAUGGAGCACACACCUGUGAUGUCCUCAGAGGGCACUGGGGGAGUCUACUUCAUGCUAGAUUCAUCAGGCCAAGAGUAUGUUGCUGUUUUCAAGCCAAUAAAUGAAGAGCCAAUGGCAAAGGACAAUCCUAAUGGCUACCCUUUGUCCAGUGAUGGGGAAGGAUUAAAGAGAGGAACAAGAGUCGGUGAAGGUGCAUUCAGGGAGGUUGCAGCAUACAUUCUUGACCAUCCUAUUAGUGGUUAUCGCGUGAGCGAUGAACUAGGGUUUGCUGGUGUUCCUCCGACAGUUCUUGUUCGAUGUUUGAAUGGUUAUGUUGAUCAGACUAAGUAUGAUUGCGCGGAGAAAGAACCGAAAAUUGGGUCCUUGCAAAUGUUUGUGAAGAAUUCUGGGAGUUGUGAGGAGUUUGGUCCUAGGGCUUUCCCUGUGCAAGAGGUGCACAAGAUUGCUGUUUUGGAUAUGAGGCUAGCUAACACGGAUCGCCAUGGCGGCAACAUACUGAUUCGUAAGGAUGAGAAUGGGCAGAUUGAGCUGAUACCAAUUGAUCAUGGGUAUUGUCUGCCUGAAAGCUUUGAAGACUGCACAUUUGAUUGGCUUUACUGGCCCCAAGCACGCCAGCCUUUCAAUGUUGAAACCCUGGACUACAUAAAGUCACUUGACGAGGAAGAGGAUAUCAAGUUGCUCAAGCUCAAUGGUUGUGAACCAUCAUCUAAGUGUGUUCGUGUUUUUCGUCUAAGCACCAUGAUGUUGAAGAAGGGUGCUGUGAGAGGUCUAACUCCAUAUGAGAUCGGUAACAUGUUGUGUAGGGAGAACAUUACAACCAAAUCAAAGAUUGAAGAGAUUGUUGAAGAGGCAGAGCAUGUUGUUCUUCCUGGGAUAGGUGAAAAGGCAUUCAUGGAAGCCAUCUCAGGUAUCAUGGAUCGCUAUCUCAAUGAACUCUUCAAAUGAAAUGCUCCUCAAGAUGACUGUGAAUUAUGGUUUCGAGUGUGUGUGAUAAGUGAAUUUGUAAGUAAUGUAAGUCUCUUUUGUGUCAAGAUAUCGCCUCCAUGAAUAAUAAGGAAGGAUCAUUGGUCCUUCUUACAUUUCUCGAUGUAAAUUGUAAAUGAAUAUAAGUGAAGAAUGUUGUAAAUUAAUGGAUUGUGUAUAUCUCACCAA
Molecule: messenger RNA, 3590 nt
Organism: Oryza sativa Japonica Group (Japanese rice)
Lineage: Eukaryota; Viridiplantae; Streptophyta; Magnoliopsida; Poales; Poaceae
Product: phosphatidylinositol 4-kinase gamma 4-like
Molecular function (GO): protein binding
Source: RefSeq, a predicted model, not a curated record